AGUGUCAGCAUGCAGCAUGUCUAAUCAGUGUUGCUCGUGAAAACCAAGCAUAUAAAUAUUGCCAUCUCACACCCAGCAGACCUCCCAGUGCCCCAGGGGCCCCUGGCACGUCUCGGAUCAAGCAUGGCACUGGGCUCUUUUGACUUUGGCAAGUGGUCUGAAGGACUGGGGGGCUCCCAGGGGCCCAGAUCUAAUGUGUUUUGAACCAACGAGCGCCAUAUUCUGGAGAAAAUCCGCCAGUGUAGUUGGUUUUGCGCUUGACUGAGCUUGCAGUAAGAUUGCAUUUUUAUUUCUCGCGAAUAACGGGUUGGAUUCAGUAGUUUCACGUAUUAAUGACUGAAAGUGCCAUUGGUUUGAGGAGAGGAGCCAGCAGAGGCAGAGCAGCCCGUGUGCGCAGCCCAUGUGCGCGGUGUGGAGCAGCGAGUGUCCGCGUCCGUCCGUCCGAGCGUUUGCUGAGUCAGGAGGCAGUGGCACCACCGCUCGCUCGGGUCUUUCUUGUUUUCCUAGCUAUUCUUAUCUCGUUGACCCAUGAGCUUUGACGUUUUGUUCAAGUGACGUCUGGUUUUAGCGCUCGGAUCGUGCCAUGCGUCCCGGGAAGCACCGGAUCCCUGUUUUUUCGCAGGAGUAUGAACUUGUUCCCUCUAGCGCAGGAUCCGCUGGAUCUUUUCCGCCUGGAUGUGUGUGUUUACAGACGGAUCGCUGCGCACCUGACACUCUUUGACUUCCACGGCGCGUGUUUAAUGAAUGAACCGCUGGCUUUUUUCUCAUCGAGCUGAGGGAUUGUACCGUGUCCGACCUUCAUUGCGGAAAAACAGCCGGAGACUGAUGUGAAAGCCCGCCGCUGAAGUACGUGCUCCGCGAGCCUUGAUCCAGCGCGCGGCUGUUGUGAUCAUGUCUGUCCACAUAGUGGCCUUGGGUAGUGAGUGUCCUGGGGGUGUCGGGCCUGGGGAUGAGACGACCAGCUCAGGACAGAUUCAAGGCGGUCUGUUGUGGAGUUACCUGGGCCACGGUGCUCGAGAACUAGAUCCAAACUCCAUGACACCAUCAAGGCAUCCCUUAAACCCUGCAUUUAUGGAGUACCAGUCAAGAGUAAUGGGGGACGUCAGAGUGAUGGUGCGGGAUUGUCCCAGCUGGGACAUUUUGGACAGUGACUGGGUGAGCGUGAGGAGCAUUCUGGAGCAGGCUGACAUCGUGGUCAUUAAAUACUCGGUAAACGACAAACUGGCCUUUCAGCAGGUCCGAAACGGCUACGCCCCAAGACUUCGACCUCUUCUCCGGCAUUGGGGUGUUCCUGUGAUUCUGGUAGCGGUGGGGGCGAGGCUUAACGAUGAAGGUCCGCCGUGCACAUGUCCUCUGUGUGCGUCCGACUGGAGCAGCUGUGUGCCCCACAGCGAGGGGCUCCAGCUGUCCAGGGACCUCGGAGCUACGUACCUGGAGCUGCCCUCUCUAAACAAUUUUUUUGUGGGUCGUUACUUCGGCAGUGUGCUGGAAUACUUCAUGAUUCAGUGUCUGAAGCAGAAAGCCAAAGAGCGGCCAGACAAAAGGCGGGGUCACCGUCUGAACGAGCCCCGCCCCCCUCAUUUGGACCAGCCAGCUCGUCUCCCCCCAGUAAGAGUAGAAGAGUCCAGCUUCUCGCAGGACCUGCAGUGGCUUCUGGAACGCGGCGUUCAGUUCGCAGAUGUGGCUUUUUACGCCGGGGAGUCUGGGAAGGAGCUGGGCUGGGCUCACGCGUCUGUCCUUUGUGCUGUCAGCCCGUAUUUCAGGCAGCUGCUGGUGGGACGGCAGGCCUGGGAGAGACCCGUGUCCCGCUGCACCUGCCGGGACAGAGAUGGCCCUCAUUCGCUUCUGUCCACCUGGGACGGAGGUGUGGAUGAUCUGCCUCGAGCAGAUGGGCAUCCGCCGGGACACCUCUCUCGCCUGGUGGUGAAGGACCCGCUGCUGUGUUUGUGCCUGUGGGAGACGUUAAUGUUCCUGUAUAGAGGAGCCUGGGAAUGGGAAUACCUGGAGGAAGCCAUCGCUGAAAAACUGAAGAACCCGAUGGCCGUGGCUCAACUGAUGGACAGAAUGCGCUCGUUCGUCGGGAGAGAAAAGGCCCCCAGGGACACUCCCACACCCCGCUCUCAACAAGGUCCUAUGACACUGGGAAGCCUCUUCAAUUCCCCUCUGUAUUCUGAUGUCAUCUUUAUGGUGCAAGGAAGUGUGCUGCCAGCACACAGAGCUGUACUUGUGGCCCGCUGUGAUGUCAUGGCUGCCAUGUUUAGUGGGAAGUACGCAGAGGCACGAAGUCGCGUGGUGCCAAUCCACGGAGUCUCCUCUGACACCUUUCUAGCUUUCCUAGAGUACCUCUACACUGACACCUGCUGUCCAGCCAGUGUGCUGCAGGCCAUGGCUAUUCUGGUCUGCGCAGAGAUGUACCAGGUGAAGCGUCUGCAGCACCUGUGUGAGGUGUGUGUGUGCGCGUAUCUUCAGAGCAUGCCCAGUCGAGAGCUCGCGUCUACGGGCAUCAGUGUCAUACGCUUACUGAGGAGAGCAAAGUGUCAUAACGCUGACCAGCUAUACGUCUGGCUCCUCCACUUCAUUGCCAAUAACUACCUGAUCUUCAGCCACAAGCCUGACUUCCUGGAGUUAUCAGACGAGGAGCGCGAGCAGGUGGAGCGUCUGCGCUGGCCCUCCAGAGGUUACCUGCAGGAGCUCAGCGAGUACCAGCAGCGCAGACGGCAGAUCCGCAAGUCUCGCUGCAGCAUCAUGUGACCCCUUCUUAACGCCCUGCGGACCGGAAGGGAGGGCGAAAAACACAGAAUGGGAAUUGGAGAUGCACUUACAUACAGGAUGAAAGAGACCUUUGUUUGACAGUGAAUUCUGAAGUACUGUAUUUACAUGAACUCUGACCUCUGACCCUGUGAUAUAAAGUGGACAGCUUGAUCCUAUGCGCUGAUGUCAUACAGAUUUCUUCUAUGUGAAUAGUACUGUAAUCUUCUGUGUGAACGCUCACGGCUGAUUGGUGCAAUAAACCUCCUCUGCGAUGGAUGAACUUUAAAGUAUUAAACAGGGUAGGGUCGAUCUUAUACUCCCUCCAGAGAUUGAUAUCUCACUCUCAUGGUCAGCCAUGGUGACAUUUCUUUCUUUCUGAAUUCUGUGGUUACUUUUGGCAAUAUAACUUGAAUAAACUUCCAAAUAUUUAUUUAUUUUUUCUUCCCCCAUGAGAUUAAUUUGAAUCUGAUGCAACUAUUUUUGUAACAUGUACAUCUGAGAUUUUUAUUUCAACUAAAAAAAAAAAUGUGCGAAGUACACAUCCAGCAUGUGGAUGGUCUCUUAGUGCAGUCGGUGUGGUCGACGUAGAGCCAGUUGUGGCUGUCUUUAGACUAGUCCUGUUAUGUUGACCCUCAUCUCAUGCUGAAUAAAGACAUUUUAGAAGGAU
This is a messenger RNA of Danio rerio (zebrafish), 3418 nucleotides long. The record is from RefSeq and is a predicted model, not a curated record. Lineage: Eukaryota; Metazoa; Chordata; Actinopteri; Cypriniformes; Danionidae.